AAAUUUUCCUCCUUUAGAAGAAGAGCCUGUUCUUCAUACGUUUCAUUCCUCAGCAGUAGCCAAAAACUAACAGAAAAUUACACCCUCCCCCAUUCUCUCUCGCUCUCGCUCUCGCUCUCUCUCCCACAUCGCGCAAAACAAAACCCUAUUUCGCUGUUUCCAGACUCAGAGACCCCAUUUCGUUUCCGAUUUUCUCUUUGCCUCUUUUCGCUGCCGCUUCCUCUUUUUUUUCCACAGUCCGAAAACUCCUUUUUGGGUCGUCUUUGUGAAACGCAUUGUUCUGGUUGAGAAUAGACUGAGGCGGUUAUUGAAACGGUUACGUUUUUGGCAUAAUCAUCAAGCCACAGAGGGGGGCUAGGGUUAGUUUUCUCUCUCUAUCUUUCGCUCUCUUCGUGAGUGCCUCGCGCUUUUUUUUUGUUCUCUCUGAAAUUCCCUAUAUUUCGCCUGGAUAAUUUUGUGCUAUUCAAACCCUAGGUUUUGGAAGUGAUGAGACACAGGUUCUAGGGUUUCUAAUUUUUACACAUUUGCUCGGCCUUCACUGUGGAAUCCUAUUUUUGGUUAGGGUUUCAUCUCUGUUUGAUGGGAGUGAGCUCCUGUUUGGGAAUCCUUGGCCUUCUUCUUGUUCUUCCAUUGUUACGUUAGUUCUAUUUUUGUGAUUCGUUUCAAUGUUUUUCGCGGAGAUGAGGGUCUUCUGAGCGUGUUACAGUCGUCUGCCAAUCCAUCUUUAAUUAAAGAUGGAGGCAUAGACAGGCUUUUUCUUCAGUGCUAUUGUCUUGCUAUUGCCUUUGUUCUCGUGCCCUGGGUUCGCUCCUGUGUGAACAUUUGCUUCUUUUGAUUGAGAAAUAGAGGCUACAAAGCAUAGGUUUUAAUAAAAGGACUGGCUACGAUAUAGGUGAGGUGUGGUUGGGGCGGUUACUUCCUUAACUGGUGGUGAUUGUGAAUUGGAGUUGGUGGUUUGGGGUGGGAAAAAACUAGGGCCAGGGAUAGAACUUCUUAACUUUGUAUAUGAGGCUAAUGGUUUUCGUCCUCUGGGUUCACCCUUCUGUGAGAAUUUGCUUAUUUUGAUUGACACAUAGAGGACACACCUAGUGGUGAAGGGAUUGAAGAAUCCAUCAAGGUCAUCGAGAUAUUGGUGUGUUUGGAGAGCCUGACUGGCUUAAUUGGUGGUGAUUGUGAAGUAAGCUUGCUUAUUCAGGGAAAGGAAAUUUUGGGUUAGUGUUACAACUUUGUAAUUCUGUGUAGAAAAAUUGUGGGAAAGGGUGGAGCUGGUGAAGGUCAGAAGUGUUUUCCUUGUUACUUCUGAUGAUGUUCAGUGCUCCUUAUGGAAAGAAGUGAACCCACAUUAUUUCCAGAAUGGUUGAGAAGUACUGGAAGUGUUACUGGGGGUGGCAGUUCCGCCCACCAUUCUGCAACAACUGCUUCUCACUCAGAUGGUCCUUCAUUGGCUCAUCACACAAGAAAUAGGACUUCUAAGAGCACAAGUGAUUUUGAUGGCCCACGUUCUGCUUUUCUGGAGCGGACAUCUUCAUCAAAUUCACGGAGGAGUUCUAGUAAUGGUAAUGGUUCUGCAAAGCAUCCCUACAGUAGUUUUAAUAGAAGUCACCGUGACAAGGACCGUGAGAAGGAAAAAGAGAGGUCAAGCUUUGGGGACCAUUGGGAUCGUGACUGUUCUGACCCUCUAGGAAGCAUCUUUCCCAGUAGGGUUGAGAAGGACAAGUUGUGGCGUUCUCAAUCAAUGAUUUCCAGGAAACAGGGUGAAUCAUUGCCCCGAAGAGUUGCUGUGGAAUCUAAACUCUGCAGCAAUAGCAAUCACAAUGGCAAUGGUGUGCUUUCUGGGGGUAGUAUUGGUAGUAGUAUUCAUAAGGCAGUGUUCGAGAAAGAUUUUCCCUCACUUGGCACUGAAGAAAGGCAAGGAGUUCCUGACAUAGGAAGAGUUUCGUCUCCUGGUUUGAGCACGGCUGUUCAGAGCUUACCUGUAAGUAGUACAGCUUUGAUAGGUGGGGAGGGAUGGACAUCGGCGCUGGCUGAGGUGCCUUCCAUUAUUGGCAGCAGUAGCAGAGGAUCCUUAUCUGUUCAACCGACUGUUGCUGUAACGUCUGGGUCUGGGGCUCCAAGUGCAACAGCUGGUCUAAAUAUGGCUGAAGCAUUGGCUCAGUCACCAUCACGAGUUUCUACUGCUCCCCAGUUAUCUGUCAAGACACAGAGACGUGAGGAGUUGGCUAUUAAGCAAUCAAGGCAAUUAAUACCCGUUACACCGUCAAUGCCUAAAGCUUCGGUCCUUAAUUCUGCUGAUAAAUCAAAGCCCAAAACAGCAGUCAGAGCUAAUGAGGUGAAUGUGGGUGCCAAGAGCGGGCAGCUCCAGCCCUCUUCUUUACAACAUGCUAAUCAAUCUCUUCGUGGUGGACAUGCCAAGUCUGAUGCUUCAAAGACAUCCCAUGGGAAGUUUCUGGUUCUCAAACCAACAUGGGAAAAUGGUGUUUCCCCUACUCCAAAGGAUGUUGCUAGUCCAACAAGCAACGCCAGCAGCAAAGCACCAGAUAGCCAGCUUGCUGUUUCUCCAUCUGUUGCAUCUACAUCUACUCCUUUGAGGAGCCCCAAGAACCUAAAGAAUAUCCCGGUGGAGCGCAAGGUAGCUGCAUUGAAUCUGAAAUCAGGACCAACUUUGGAGAGGAGACCUUCCUCGUCUCAAGUACAGAGUCGGAAUGAUUUCUUCAAUCUCUUAAAGAAGAAAACUUCAAUGAACACUUCUACAGUUCUCCCAGGUCCGGGCCCUGUUGUUUCAUCUCCCACCAUGGAAAAAUCUGAUGAAGUAACUAGGGAAGUACUCGGUGCUUCUGAAAGUCCUCAUGCUACUGAAAAUGGUGAUGAAAUGACUAGCAAUGGUGAUACUUGUGAAGAGGUUCUGAGGUUUUCUGUUGUUGGAGAGAGCAACAUGAGUUGCACUGCAACAGUUCAUCCGGAUGAGGAAGAGGCAGCUUUCCUACGUUCCCUUGGCUGGGAGGAAAAUUCUGGUGAGGACGAAGGCCUCACAGAGGAGGAGAUUAAUGCUUUUGUUCAAGAGUACAUGAAAGUGAGGCCCUCCUCAAAAGUAUGCCGAGGUGUGCAGCCAAUGCUGUCAAAGCUUUCUGAAUCGAAUGUUAAUGGUUUGGCUGGAGCAUCCUCUGAGUUGAGUUCACCUGACUCUGGAUCGGAAGCUUGAGUUACUUUUGCUUGCCUAAGAGAUCCAAGAAGUUCCCAUUUUUGGUGGCAGAUGGUUUCUUGUUUUCCUUUGUUUUGAAAAAAAAAAAAAAAAGAGCUGAUAAGUUGGGUCUGAAAGAAGAGGUUGGGUUUUGGUUGGAAGUCUGCAUUUUGCAUAAUGCAAUAAGUUGAAGGUGCCCCAAUCCUGCCUGCCUUAAGCGGGGAAUUUUCUGUUUUUUAUUUUUAUUUUUAUUUUUAGGUUUUCAAGGUUGGUUGGGAUAGGUAGGGUAAGGGGAUAUUUUGUCUCCAAUGGAGGAUACUAGGGGAAUCGCAUCUUUUGAGGGUAUUUUGGUUCUUUUCUUCCUUUUCCUCCUAAUAGGGUUCAAUUCUACAAGAUAAAGCUAAUGUUGUUUUUGGUCAAUUUUACGGGGAAAAAAAAAAGAAAUCGGAAAGUUUCAAUUUUA
Molecule: messenger RNA, 3641 nt
Organism: Corylus avellana
Lineage: Eukaryota; Viridiplantae; Streptophyta; Magnoliopsida; Fagales; Betulaceae
Product: C-jun-amino-terminal kinase-interacting protein
Source: RefSeq, a predicted model, not a curated record